GGGAGAGACAGUGACCACAGCCAGAAGAGACACAUGGGAGAGACAAUGCUUGGGACAGUGGACGGCGGCAUAGACGGUCACCAGGUGCUGGAGACAUUACAGGUUCCCUUCAAGCAAUCAGAGGUGGCAUCGGUGACAAAGGGAUAUUGUGCUGGGUUCAGCAUGCUCACUGAGCCAGACGUUCCUCCGGAGUUUGAAAGAUCACCUGAAAAAACGCUUGUUCAUGGGGUGAAAUGAUCUUUGGUGAAGACACCUCAAUCAGCAGACUGUGCCUGUGCCCAGGAACAAUGAGUUUCUAGGAGGACGAGCGAUAACGGUAGCCAUUGCUCUUCCCAUACAGUAGAGGAUGUCUUCCAAGCGACCAGCCUCUCCGUAUGGGGAAGCAGAUGGAGAGGUAGCCAUGGUGACAAGCCGGCAGAAAAUGGAAGACGAGGAGAGUGGAGGCCUCGCAGCCUUUCACCUUCCCCUGCACGCCAGUUUCCCCAAUAAGACUCAGUCGGAGGAAUUUCAGGCAGUUUCUCUGUUGACGCAAGACACCUGCGACCACAGGAGUCCCACGUACCAACACAACUCAAUGGAUAUAGACGGCAAUAAGGCGGUCUCUUCAUUUGCCCCUCAAAACUCAGCUACCUCACCCCUGAAGGCAGAUGAAGGUGGGAGACAGAGCGGCGAAUCCUUGUCUAACACCGCAUUGGGGACCCCCGAAAGGCGAAAAGGUAGCUUAGCCGACGUGGUGGACACACUGAAGCAACGGAAAAUGGAGGAGCUGAUCAAAAGCGAACCAGAAGAAACACCCAGCAUUGAGAAGCUCCUGUCUAAGGACUGGAAGGACAAGCUCCUCGCUAUGGGAUCAGGGAACCUGGGCGACAUAAAAGGGACUCCAGAAAGCCUAGCGGAGAAGGAGCGCCAGCUCAUGGGAAUGAUAAACCAGCUCACCAGUCUGCGAGAACAGCUGCUGGCAGCGCAUGACGAGCAGAAAAAACUCGCCGCUUCACAGAUCGAGAAACAGCGGCAGCAGAUGGAACUGGCCAAACAGCAGCAAGAACAGAUUGCAAGACAACAGCAGCAGCUCCUGCAGCAGCAGCAUAAAAUCAACCUGCUCCAACAGCAAAUACAGGUCCAGGGUCAGCUGCCCCCCCUAAUGAUCCCAGUGUUCCCUCCCGACCAGAGGACGUUAGCAGCUGCUGCAGCCGCUCAGCAAGGCUUUCUCAUCCCUCCUGGAUUUAGCUAUAAGGCCGGAUGCAGUGACCCUUACCCUUUACAGCUGAUUCCAACCACCAUGGCAGCAGCUGCCGCCGCCGCCGCCACGCCGGGUAUAGGACCUCUUCAGCUACAGCAAUUUUAUGCCGCACAGCUCGCUGCCAUGCAGGUGUCUCCGGGGAACAAGAUGCCUGGUAUGCCGCAGGGGAACCUCGCUGCUAUGUCUCCAACAAGUAUGAACACAGAGAAGAGUACGAGCAGCCCGCCGCCCAAAACCAAGGAUGAUGUUGCACAGCCGCUGAACCUUUCUGCCAGGCCCAAGACAUCAGACAGAAAAUCACCCGCAUCACCCGCCUCACCGCACAUCCCAACGUCGAGGAUAAGCAGCGGGAUUAGUUCACACAAACCGUCCGUCUCCUACACGCUCGCCAGCCCGCCCGUCAGAGUUAAUUCUAUAGAUAUCCUCUCCUCCAUCACAUCAACGGGUUACUUAAACGACCACGACGCCGUGACCAAGGCAAUCCAAGAAGCGCGGCAGAUGAAGGAGCAGCUGAGGCGGGAGCAGCAGGUCCUGGAUGGGAAGGUGUCUGUCAACAGCCUUGGCCUGAACAACUGCCGGACAGAGAAGGAUAAAUCCUCGUUAGAAUGUCUGUCGCAGCAGCUCUCGGUGCGGCAGAGUGAUGAUGGGAAGCUCGGUCAUACCAUGAUGGACUUCAACUUAAGUGGAGACUCUGACGGAAGUGCUGGAGUGUCAGAAUCUAGAAUAUAUCGGGAGUCCCGAGGACGUGGAAGCAGCGAGCCGCAUAUUAAACGGCCAAUGAACGCCUUCAUGGUCUGGGCAAAAGACGAGCGCAGAAAAAUCCUUCAGGCUUUCCCCGAUAUGCAUAACUCAAACAUCAGCAAGAUAUUAGGAUCUCGCUGGAAAGCCAUGACAAAUCUAGAGAAGCAGCCAUACUAUGAGGAGCAGGCCCGACUCAGCAAGCAGCACCUGGAGAAGUAUCCGGACUACAAGUAUAAGCCACGGCCGAAACGCACAUGUCUCGUAGAUGGCAAAAAACUGAGGAUCGGUGAAUAUAAAGCGAUCAUGAGGAGCAGACGACAGGAGAUGAGACAGUAUUUUAAUGUUGGCCAACAAGCACAGAUCCCAAUCACCACGACGAGUGUUGUUUACCCAGGAGCCAUAGCUAUGGCAGGAAUGCCUUCACCCCACUUACCCUCUGAACAUUCGAGUGUCUCAAGUAGCCCUGAACCAGGCAUGCAAGUCAUCCAAAGCACUUACAGCUUAAAAGGAGAUGAACCUCACAUCAAGGUGGAAGCUCCAAACGUGGACAUCAAUGGUGAAAUAUAUGAUGAGUACGAUGAGGAGGACGACCCAGACGUGGAUUAUGGCAGUGACAGUGAACAUCACAGAACGGAGCAGACCAACUGAUACGGGAAGAGAGUGUGAACUUAUGUGGACUUCUUAAAGCCCAACCUAACUCGCCCGUAUCAGCGGCGCUACACAUACACUGACUGUUACUUUAAACUGUUCUCUAUCACAAGAUGGGACAUCGAUUGACAAACCAGUCAACCAAACCGGUUGAAAUGGAAGAGAAAAACAAGUGACAACAACAUUUCCACCAAAAGAAUGGGAUAAGCUAUGGGUAAAAUACAUGCCAGUAAAUCAGCUGCUUAGCACUGACGUCUUACCCUUCAAACUUUUUUUUUUCAUAUUAAAAAAAAAAAAAAAAUAUUAAAAAAACUUUAUGGCUGUUUGUUCGAAAAUGUUCUAGAAAUUCUCACUCAGGUACACAGUGCCAACAAGUGGCUUGUGAAUGUGUUUUGUCGUUUUGUGCUAAAGUUUAAAGAGGAAUAAGAUUUUUUUUUUUUUUUUUUACAAUUUUUUGGGUAAUGCACCUGACAAAAAGAUGCUCCUGGCCAACUCCUUCCCCUUUUAUAUAUCAGUGUUGUGGGCGGAUCCAAAGGACUGCCGCAUGUGGACACCUAACCUCCUUCAUCGAAUCUUCACCUGUUGCAUAUCAUGUUUUUUAGCAAGUGCCAAAUUUGUGCUGAAUAUUCUAAUGUUUUUGUCCGUCUUACAUUAGGACAGUGUUAUGUCUUAGACAAUCUCUUAUAAGAACUGACAAUUGACCAGCAGCUGGUAAGAGUGAUUUUUUUUUAUUUUUUAUUAUUUCUUUUCUUUUUUGAACAGAAACUGUAGUCACGGUUCUCAGGUGAGAAACACAAGAAACUAGAAAAAAAAAUAUUUUAUGACUUCAGUGUGAGUGUGAGCGUGUCUGGAGACUGAUGAUAUGUUUGUAUCAUGCUUAACAUGGGAUCAAAUCCCAUAUCCUACUUGUCACCAGACUUUAAGAAGCCUUUAAUGAAUAUUUUGCACUUCAAAUAUCUAGCGAAGAAAAGAAAAAAAAUUAGAUUUUGGGAAAUAAUAGCAAGUUUUUAAAUUGUAAAAACUUUUUAUAUAAAUAUAUUAGCUCUUAAAAUAUAUGUCUUAUUUGGCCACAAUAGUUUUUAGAGGGUUCUUCUUUUUUUUUUUUUUUUUUCUCUUUUUUCUUUAGACCUCGGUCAUUGCCAGAAAGAAGAGGCUUUGUAAAUAGAUAAAGAAAAAUAUAAACGUUAAUUUUUAUUCAUAGUAACACCCCAGACAAUUCUACAAACACUACUUAUCAUUGCCAUGUUUUUAAAUACCAAAAUAAGGAAUACACAGGCCCCUAUGUGCGCUAACCCAGAUGAAAUUUUUUGGGAUUCCAUGUCAUGAAUUUCUGCAACUUUUUGUAUCCUCCUGGAUUACAGCCAUUCUCUAUUCUGUAUGUAAAAAAAAAAAGGUUCCAAAACAACCAGGAAAAUGAUGCUGAAAUGUUCCCUACGCUCGGGUUCAGAAGUGCUGAAUAGUUACAACAUGUCUUGUAAGGAGUUUGUUGAGCAAAUUCCGAUCACACCUCACCAUGCCGCCCUCAUCCCACCCAACAGUUUUCCUGGAAACAAUUUUCUUCGAUUGACCUCUUUAAAUUAGGGAAAUUGCAUAAAUGUCAAUCUUUUGCCUGCUGGAUAAAAAUAAAAAUGAAAUCGUUUUGAGGAUAAUGAUGGAAUAGACUUGCUUCCUCUGGAAAAACCCUUCUAAUAAUUUAUAGAUUUGUUCUGCUUCUUCUAGUUGGAUAAUCAGCUUCCGCAGGUAGCGGCUUGUCAUUGUCAGGCUGCCCCUCGGAUAAAGCAAUGUAUCGUGCAUGUUGUUUUAUAUCUUUUCUAUUUGGAGGAUUGUAUCUUCAGUUUCUCGUUAGUGAUAUUAUAAGGAUUAAUGAUGUUAUGCGGUUCCUAAAUUAGUAAAUUAUGGCUAAUUUAUUUUAUUCCUGGUUAUUUUUUUUUUACUUAUUUUAUUCUGUUAUCAUUUGACAGUGCAGAAAAAAAAAACUGUCUAGAUAUUUGAAUUUCCUUUUCUAUUUCACAGCUUUUUUUUAACCCUCUACAAUCUACAAUGAUCGCUCUAUUUCAGGCAAUGUUGGAUUUUUUUUUAUGUAUAAACAGAACUUUGCUUAUAAUUUGCACCUUUCAUGCCAGCCGAACGGUAUUUCAUGGCAGUAUUGGCCAUUUCCAUAUCUAACGCUUUCUGGACAGAAAGACCUUUGUGUGUUUUCUGUCUUGUUUGCUGUAUUAUUCAUGUGCAGAAUGUGAAAAAAAAUAUUUUUAGAUUUAUUUUUAUUUUUUUUAGUUCUCAAUUUUUGUGACUCGUGCGUCUGUCUCACAUUCGCUGGAUGCUUUAAUUGCCGUCAUGUUAAAUGUGCUCUCUACGAAUAUGGGACUGUGGGCUACAAAAAUACUUUGUUUAAGCUCCAGGUAGUUGCCACCAAGGCGGCCACAGGAGAGGCCAAACAAAACAUGCAGCAACAGUUAUUCUUCUAUAGGGCUACAGAUCACGUCUUGGCCAUUCUCUGUGAUCCCUGUUUUUCUUGGCUGCAUUUUACGAUUUCUUGCCAGAAGUUAAUUUUGUUAAGAAACUUUGCCAGUAAGACUGGCACAUAAACAGCCAUGAACCCCGAGCAUCGAUUUUCCACUCACCUCCUUUUCUCUUGAAAAGUCAACAUUGACCUGACCAUUGGAGAGCAGUCAUUGUAUACUCCAGCUCACCAACUCUAUUGGGGAGGUUCUAUAAAAGUGGAGGAAGCCGAGCAACUCUGCAUUUUAUACACCUUGACCUAAGGAAAUUGUAUGAUUGGGGUAAAAAAAAAUACAUUUAUGUCAUGCUAUAAUUUUCUGAAUUCUUAUAAUUGCUAAGCCUUAAACAUUUUUUAAGUAAAAUACAUAUGCAGACUGAAAAUAUUACCCACAUGAAAAAUAAGUUACUAAACGCCAUCAAUAAUAUGUUAAAAUUACCAAAUUGACUAAAUAACACAUGCAUUAUCUGCAGGAUGGGAAAAUCCUCAAUAUUGUUCAAUCAAUUUCUUGUUAUACAUAAUGUAAUUAAUGACUGCAUCGUCCUGACCUGUGGGUGUUAGUGCCUUGGUGACAACCACAAUGAGUUUAUUGUAACUGUGUUGAUCGAUGCAUUUAGUCAGAAGUCAUUAAAAGUGUAACAACCCCCUCCCCCCCAUUCUCAAAAGUGGAUUGAAACAAAUAAUAGCCUUGGUCCCACAGAAAGAAAUAUAAUAGUCUUUAUUUUUCACAUAAAAUCUGUGAAAAGUAAUGACGUUUUAAGUAAAGUCUGAAAAUUUAUCUGCUGGUUUUGAAAAAAAAUCCAACAUUAUUCAUGUACCUUUAUCACUGCAAUUGGGUUAGCAAUAGCAAUUUUCUAUAUAAUUUUACCUCAGAGUGACUUUGUUUAGGGGCCUGUUCUGAAAAUGCUGACAUUUGUCUCUUGAAAAUUUUAUGUUUAAAAAAAAAAUUAUGUACAUUUUUGUUUUACCAUUAUUAUUAUUACACUUUAAUUAUCAUUAUUUAAUUUACUCUUUUUUUCUAUUAGAAUUGGGCUCUUGUUUAGGUUACUGGAGUUUUUUUUUCUCUUUGUGUCAUGUUUUCCAGUCUAUAUCUUUUUUUUGGGAUUCCCCUGUUCUGUGUCAGAUUAUAUAUGAACAUAUUAAAUACUGCGCUGAAUAAUGUUUUGUAAAUUCGAUUUAAAAGAAGUUGCAUAUGCAAAAAGAAAUGACAUGAAACGGUACAGAAUUAAUAAAGUGGCUGCCAUUAUAAAUUGUAAAGCAAAAUAAGUAUCCUUCCCCACACCUGACUUUAAUUCUCUGAUCAUCCAGAUAUUUCAUUACUUUCUUAUUUAUGUCUGAUUUUAUUUUAUUUUUAUUUUUUUUCAGAUUUUCUUGGUUAUAGCAUUUGAAAUAAAACAAAAAUCUUUUUGCAUUUUGUAUUUAUGUUAGGAAAAUAAAUAAUAAUAUUAAUGUACUUUUUGUAUUUGCAUUUUGGUUGCUGGCUGAUUUAGCAGUUUUACCCAUUAGUUCACUGAAAAAAAAAUUCUUUUGGGUGUAGACGAAAAAAGAAAUGACAAUCAAUGCCUGGAGCUCAAAGCAAAGUAUGUGCAAAUUACCAUCUCACUUGAAAUUUACUAAGAAAUAAGUAUGUAAAUAUAACAUAGAGUAAUAGAUUUAUAUUUUGUUCAUAACACAUAGUGUAAUAUAAGUUGUAUAUUUUCAUGUUUUUUUUGUUUAUCAGUCAUGCCACAAUAAUGGAAAAAAAGAGGAUUUAUUGUACUCUUAAAAAAAUGUGCGUUUCAGACAUCCUGGUUUCUGCGUUUCCCUUUUUCAGUAUUACUGCCCUGCAAGGCACCAAUAAAACAACAGAUGUGUUCAUAGCU
Molecule: messenger RNA, 6988 nt
Organism: Bufo gargarizans (Asiatic toad)
Lineage: Eukaryota; Metazoa; Chordata; Amphibia; Anura; Bufonidae
Gene: SOX5
Product: SRY-box transcription factor 5
Exons: 17
Coding region: 347-2629 (760 amino acids)
Biological process (GO): cell fate commitment; positive regulation of chondrocyte differentiation; regulation of transcription by RNA polymerase II
Cellular component (GO): nucleus
Molecular function (GO): DNA-binding transcription factor activity, RNA polymerase II-specific; RNA polymerase II cis-regulatory region sequence-specific DNA binding
Source: RefSeq, a predicted model, not a curated record